Messenger RNA from Klebsormidium nitens, 2286 nucleotides. NCBI's taxonomy places the organism in Eukaryota, Viridiplantae, Streptophyta, Klebsormidiophyceae, Klebsormidiales, Klebsormidiaceae. The record is from the annotation of a GenBank genome assembly.
AUGCAAUCCUUGGUUAUCGCCCGCAUGGAACAAGCCACCGCCCCAGGACCUCAGGCCGCCAAGGACUCCAGGGCCCUAGGGCUCACAGCCGUUGCAGACGAGCUUCCAUGGCUGUCAAACGUUGGGCUCUACGCAAUUCCCGUGCGCCUGUUUUGGAAUGCGGAAAAGGGUACAAAAGAAGUCGACUUUCCAAAAAACUACGCACAUAUCACAACGCCAGGGUUGUGGGAGCAAUCCAUCAACGAGGCAAUGCGACAAAGGAUGGACGCCAAUGGAGUGGCAAUUCUGACAGGCCCCAGCCAAUUGAUUGUUAUUGACGUCGACGUGUCCAGCAGUGAUACAAAGAAACCAGACAUUGAACUCUGGGACCGUCUUGUCGAGAAACACGGCGAGCCUCAAACACUCAAAGCACAAUCAGGUUCCGGCGGACUUCAUUUCUACUUUAAGGCCAAUUCGCCGGGCCUUAAGUGCACCCGUAACUUCUCAGGCAUCAAGGUCGACAAAUCCGUUUAUGGUGUUGAUGGUCGGGCUCGUGGAGGGGUCGUUUUUGCCUACCCUGCACGCUACGUCAAAGAUCAGGGCAAACUUGCGACAUACAAAUGGAUCAAUGGGCCUCCGAGCUUUGAGGCAUGCCAAGAAAUGCCUCCUUGGCUCACAAGUUUUUUGAAUGACCACGUUCAGCAGACUGCAGCGGACGAGAUCGACACAGGAAAGUUUGUCGAGAGGCACGGAUCACGUGAGAAUGACUCAAUUGCCACACCAUCUGCGAUGGAUCACGCAACAUCGAUGCCAUCAGCACCUCUCGAAGAUGUGCAAAAUACGGUGGCCUUGCCCGGAUUGGAACGAGCGCUCGAAGAGAUAAAGAAAAUGCUCCAUGCAAAGGUUCCAAACGACGCCAGCACCUUCAGUGGAGUCGGAGAGAGGACUCCAAAUGGGUGGCGAAUCUUAAAGUUCAAGACCAACGGCAUCCGCACAUGCUUAAAUGGCCACCAACACGUCUCGAACCAGUUCAGCAUCUUGAGCAACGGAGGCGUCCUUGUGUACCGCUGUCUGAGUUUGGAGUGCAUUGAUCAACCAAAGCCUCUACUCGGCACAUACUUUUGGCCGGAGUGCUUGCCUCUGAGGGCCGAUGGAAAAUUCAUCGAGGACUGCGAACGCUAUCUGCUCCCCUUCAAGCCAUCGGAGGACAAAGACCGCAAUAAGAAGAAGAGCAAAGAAGACGACGAUCGCACAAAAAAGGCAAAAACGGAUCUGCAAGAUCUCAUAUUGCGCAUGAUGAAUCAUUAUUUUGCGGUGGUUGUUGGCACGACGAGGGCGGUCUACUUCGAGACCAUCUACUCGCGAGACGCGAGCGGUCGCAUCCAGCAGGAGGAGACGAUCAACCGGUCCGGGCACAACUUUCUUGAGAGGUGUAAGAAUUUACAGCUCUGCAGUCUGCCGGGCAGAUCAAAGGAGGUGGCCAAGUUUUGGGAGAGCAGUCCAAAACGCCGCGAAUACGAUCAGAUCGUGUUUGAACCAGAGCUCUCCAAGGUCUCUCCUCGGCAGUUCAACCUGUUCUGCGGGCUGAAUUUCCAACCAAUCGAGCGCAAGUUGACAGCUGCCAAGCUCGUCGAGUGCGAAGGCAAGAUGCCAAAGCUCAUCUGGCACAUUCGCAAUGUUUUAAGUGAUCGUUCCCCCGAACGCUUUGAAUACAACAUAAAAUGGAUGGCGCAUGGAGUUCAGAGGCCUUGGCGGAAAAUCCAGGUCGCUCUCGUGUUCCGUGGCCCGCAAGGGUGCGGCAAGUCGACAUUGUGGGAUUUCUACGGCCUCAAGAUACUUGGGAGCAAACUUUACUUGUAUUGUAAUGAGAUUGAAAAGGUCAUUGGACGGUUCAAUUCUCUUGGAGUCAACAAGCUCCUAAUCGUCCUCGACGAAGCUGGGAAUUGGGGUGGGGCAUACAAGAUGAACGAUCGAAUAAAGUCUGCAAUCACGCAAGAGACGACGUGCCUCGAACAUAAGGGGCAAGACGCGAUCACCGUGCAAGACAGGAGCAAUAUCGUGUUCACGACAAAUCAUUCGUGGCCGGUGAAAAGAGAAGCCGAUGAUCGGCGAUACUCUUGCCAAGAGUGCUCUGGAGUAAAAGUGGGAGACAAACACUACUUCGACGAGCUUCUGGCGGAGCUGGAAGAUCCGCAGACCGCCUUUCAUUUCCAUCAAUACCUGUCGUCGAUCGACAUUGUUGUCAAUUGGGAUCCCAAAAAGAUGCCAGUAACGACUUGGGGAGAGGAACUGAGGGACCAUUUGUAA